Molecule: messenger RNA, 207 nt
Organism: Saccharomycopsis crataegensis
Lineage: Eukaryota; Fungi; Ascomycota; Saccharomycetes; Ascoideales; Saccharomycopsidaceae
Exons: 1
Coding region: 1-207 (68 amino acids)
Source: RefSeq, a predicted model, not a curated record
AUGAGUGGGAUUAAGGUUAGAAUUGAAAACAAGUUUACCCGACAGAAUCAGCAAUUUUCUCACUUUAAGUACCACCACAAAAUCAAAGUUCUUUUAAAGCCGGUCUCAGUAAUGUAUUCUGUUGCAGUGUUGUUCCUUAACAUUCAGGAAAUCAUGAAAAAAGAUGACUUAACGGUUGAGGAGUAUUUACGUUGGGAAAAAGUUUAA